Hirsutella rhossiliensis is the source of this 1674-nucleotide messenger RNA. Its product is annotated as major facilitator superfamily domain-containing protein. Gene Ontology annotation, molecular function: transmembrane transporter activity. Lineage: Eukaryota; Fungi; Ascomycota; Sordariomycetes; Hypocreales; Ophiocordycipitaceae. Gene Ontology annotation, biological process: transmembrane transport. Bases 1 to 1674 code for a protein of 557 amino acids. The record is from RefSeq and is a predicted model, not a curated record. The transcript has 5 exons.
AUGACUGAGGCCGCGCAGUCACGGCCACGGCCCAAGCUGCCCGUCCAGCAGCUCGCCAUCCUCGUCGUUGCCAGGCUCGCCGAGCCCCUGGCCUACACCUCCAUCUACCCCUACCUGCCCGAGAUGAUUCGCGACUUUGGCGUCCCCCAGGAAGAAGUCGCCAAGUGGGCCGGCAUGACGACGGCCAUCUUCGCCGUCUCCCAGGGCCUCGCCGCCCUGCCCUGGGGCCGCGCCUCGGACCGCUACGGCAGGAAGCCUAUUCUCCUGUGUGGCCUCAUGAGCACCAUGGUCUGCUUCCUCGUCUGGGGCGUCUCCACCAGCCUUCCCAUGGCCAUGGCCGCCCGCGCCAUCCAGGGUGCCGGCAACGGAAACGUCGCCAUCAUCAGAACCAUUGUCGCCGAGAUCGUCCCCGAAAAGGAGCUGCGCCCCCGCGCCUUUUCCAUCAUGCCCCUCGUCUGGUCCCUCGGCGCCGUCCUCGGCCCGGCCUUCGGCGGCUUCCUCGCACAGCCCGCCCGCCAGUAUCCUGACCUGUUUGGCCACAUCGACUUCUUCAAGCGCUUUCCCUACGCCCUGCCCAACCUCGUCGCCACCGUCUUCUUCCUUACCUCGGCCACCACCGCCUUUCUCUUCCUCAAGGAAUCGCUGCCGGCCAAGCGUGAUCAGCGGGACUGGGGCCUUGUGCUCGGCAGUCGCCUCACCCGCGCCGUGCGCCGGAAGCCGCCCCGCCCCCACCUCGGCCCGGGAUCCUGCGCCGACGACGAGGCCACCACGCCGGACCAGUCCCCCAAGAAGCCGGCGCCUCCGAGCACGUCGCCCAACAUGAGAGAGGCGCUCACGCGCCAGACGGUCAUCAACCUCGGCACCUACACGAUAUUGUCGCUGCACUCGGUCGCCUUUGACCAGAACAUGACCGUCUUCCUCAACUACCCCGUCAUGGAGCACACUCCCGAAAACACCCGGCUCCCCUUCUACUUCAACGGCGGAUUCGGGUUGGAGUCUAGCAAGAUCGGAUCCAUCUUCGCCAUCUACGGCAUCACCUGCGGCGUCAUCCAAUUUCUCCUCUAUCCGUCCUUGGUCAAGCGCUUCGGCGUUUUGCGGUGCUGGCACGUCUGCUCCGUUGUCAUCCCCUUCGUCUACAUGAUCACGCCUUACACCUCCCUCUUCCCUACCGAGGGCACCCGCCUCGCCGCCGUCAUCAUUGUCCUCAUGAUCAAGGGCUUCGUCACCAUCGUUGCAUUUCCCUGCAUCACCAUCCUCCUUACAAACUCGUGCGCCUCGACGCACGUCCUCGGCACUGUCAACGGCCUCGGCACCUCGUUUAGCGGCUUCGCCCGCGCCAUCGGCCCGGCCUCGACCGGCCUCGCCUUCUCCUGGGGCGCCAGGCAUGGCUACAUGGUUUCGGCCUACUUCUUCCUCGCCCUCGCCUCCGCCGCCGGCGCCGUCCCCGGCUUCUUCAUCCGCGACGGCGACGGCCCCACCAUCUCGGCCGACCCGUGCCCCGACGACGCCGCCGCCGCCGAAUCCUUGCGCUACGGCAGCAGUGACGGCGUCUUGCCUAGCGCACCCGCCGUCCCGGACGUCUCGGACGACGAGGCCGACGCCGCUGCCCCCUUGCUGAGCAGAAGGAAUAAGCAGGGCGUGUCCUACAACGCAACCGAUAUUCAACCAAAGUAG